Molecule: messenger RNA, 2742 nt
Organism: Mus caroli (Ryukyu mouse)
Lineage: Eukaryota; Metazoa; Chordata; Mammalia; Rodentia; Muridae
Gene: Nbn
Product: nibrin
Biological process (GO): double-strand break repair via homologous recombination; mitotic G2 DNA damage checkpoint signaling; telomere maintenance
Cellular component (GO): nucleus; Mre11 complex
Molecular function (GO): damaged DNA binding; protein binding
Source: RefSeq, a predicted model, not a curated record
CGGUUCCCGCCUUUCCGAAGAACUUGUCAGAGUCCUGGGAACGCGCACGUCCGGGAGCCCGCGCCGGUGCAGCCGGGUGACCGCGCAGGCUGGGCAGCUGCGGUUGGCGUCGCAUGUCGCGGGGUUCUGAGACGCCGGCCCCAUGUGGAAGCUGCUCCCGGCCGCCGGUGCGGCUCCAGGAGAACCAUACCGACUUUUGGCUGGCGUGGAGUACGUUGUUGGGAGGAAAAACUGUGGCAUUCUGAUUGAAAAUGAUCAGUCAAUCAGUCGAAAUCAUGCUGUCUUAACAGUAAACUUUCCUGUAACCAGUUUGAGUCAAACAGAUGAAAUUCCUACAUUAACAAUAAAAGAUAACUCUAAGUAUGGAACCUUUGUUAAUGAAGAAAAAAUGCAGCCUGGUCUUUCCUGCACUUUGAGGACAGGAGAUAGAGUUACCUUUGGCGUGUUUGAAAGUAAAUUCAGAGUAGAAUACGAGCCCUUGGUUGUUUGUUCUUCUUGUUUAGAUGUCUCUGGGAAAACUGUUUUAAAUCAAGCUAUUUUACAGCUUGGAGGACUUAUGGCAAACAACUGGACGGAAGCAUGUACCCACCUGGUCAUGUCGGCAGUUAAAGUCACCAUUAAAACUAUAUGUGCACUCAUUUGUGGACGUCCAAUUAUAAAACCAGAAUACUUUUCUGAAUUUCUUAAAGCAGUUCAAUCUAAGAAACAGCCUCCAGAAAUUGAAAGUUUUUACCCACCCAUUGAUGAACCAGCUAUUGGAAGUAAAAGUGUUGAUCUGUCAGGACGACAUGAAAGAAAACAGAUCUUCAAAGGAAAAACAUUUGUAUUUUUAAAUGCCAAGCAGCACAAGAAACUCAGCUCGGCAGUUGCUUUCGGAGGUGGAGAAGCCAGGCUGAUGGCAGAAGAAGACGAAGAGGAACAGAGCUUCUUUUCAGCUCCCGGAACCUGUGUUGUUGAUGUAGGAAUAACAAAUACACAGCUCAUAAUUCCAGACUCCCAGAAAAAAUGGAUUCAUUUGAUAAUGGAUAUACUUCAAAGGAAUGGUCUCAGACCUAUUCCUGAAGCGGAGAUUGGAUUGGCUGUUAUUUUUAUGACUACAGAGAAUUACUGUAAUCCGCAGAGCCAGCCUUGUACAGAAUUAAAGACAACGACUCCAGGACCAAGCCUUUCCCAAGUCCUGUCAGCCAAUGGAAAAAUAAUCCCAAGUGCUCCAAUGAAUAUGACCACAUACGUAGCUGACACAGAAUCAGAACCAGCAGAUACAUGUAUGCCUUUGAGUGAAAGACCAGAAGAAGUAAAGAUCCCUGGACUGGAACAAAGCUCUAGGAAGCUUUCAGAAGAAACAUUCAAUAUAAAGGAGGCCCCUAAACCAAGCUCCAAAGCUAAUAACCUAGCAUCAAAUACGCUGGUUAGGGGAAAGUCCCCGAGCUAUCAGCUUUCUCCAAUGAAAUUUCCUGUUGCAAGUAAAAAUAAGGAUUGGACUUCUCAGCAGCAGCAGAACUCCAUCAAAAACUACUUCCAGCCAUGCGCCAGAAAAAGAAGGGAAAGGGAUGAAGACAAUCCAGAACUGUCCUCAUGCAAAUCAUCCAGGAUGGAGCUGUCCUGUUCUCUUUUAGAACAAACACAACCUGCCGGACCCUCACUGUGGAAAAGCAAGGAGCAUCAGUCUCAGAAUGAGACCCUGGACAGGGAAGCCGACACCUCAUCUGUGGGUGGGAUGGACAUAAAACUCAACAGGAAGAGUCCUGACAGGAAACCAUUUCCCACAGAAACUCUUAGACCAAGAAAAAGAAAAGAUGUUGAUUUAGCUACAGAAGAGGAAGUAUUGGAAGAGUUACUGAGGAGUACAAAGCCAGAGUUGGCAGUUCAAGUGAAGGUUGAAAAGCAGGAGGCAGAUGUCACCAUCAGAAAAAAGCCAAGGAUGGAUGCAGAGAGGAAUCGGCCCCUGAAUGGUGGAUCAGAGCCGGAAAGCAACAGCGCUCCUCAAGAAGAUGAAAGAGAAAAGAAAGAUGAACUUCAGACAGAGUCGUGGUCAACAAAACAGGAAAUAGCUAAUCGUGAUGAUCUUCAGGACAGCAGUGAGGAGCUGCCACGGAAACUGCUGCUGACUGAAUUUAGGUCAUUGGUCGUCAGUAACCACACCUCGAGAAAUCUGUGCAUAAAUGAUUGUGGUCCACUGAAGAAUUUCAAGAAAUUCAAGAAGGCUACAUUUCCUGGAGCAGGAAAGCUUCCACACAUCAUCGGAGGAUCAGACUUAGUCGGUCACCAUGCUCGAAGGAAUACCGAAUUAGAAGAAUGGUUGAAACACGAAAUGGAGGUACAGAAACAACAAGCAAAGGAGGAAUCUCUUGCUGAUGAUCUGUUUAGAUAUAAUCCUAAUGUAAGAAGAAGAUAAUUGAACCUUAUAAAGGAAGCUGUAGAAACACAUUUCUACUUCAGACCAACUGAGAUACGUUAAUAUAGUACAUAGAAAUUAUAAAUGCUUUAAGGUUUCAGUUUAUUAAAUAAAGGAAACAAACUCCAUUCCUUUUGUGUGGUAACGUUGUCUCUGGGGUGAAUAUAUACAUUAUAAUUAUCCCCUCUUUUUAAAUGUGUUUCUUACUUACUAAGUAAUUAUUAGAAUCAUAGUAUUCAAAAUCCUGAAACUCCAUUACGGGUAAAGACCAAAGUCUCCCAUCCACUAGCUGAUUGAUUCCUGCUGUGUUAUGGAUAGAUAGAUAGAUAGAUAGAUAGAUAGAUAGA